AUGAAUCCAGGAAUGAAGUGGUUAAUAAAGGAGGAGAAUCUGACAGCUUCGGGCCUGAACACAGUGGGAUUUAGAAGAAUGCAGAAGGAUCUCAUUGAAACCUACGGAAUGUUGAAUAACACAGGCGCCUACCGAAACUCUGUCCGCAAAAUGGCUGAAAGUGCGGAGAGCAAUGACUUCUCAAAUGCAUCAACUGCAGGAAAGGGCACGGCAACUGCGAGCUUCUGGUUGCGGGUGCUUCCCAAGGGAAUACCCUGGGGCAACAAGAUUGUCAUGGCCGUGAUUGUCCUUCAGCUCAUCGUUUGCCUGAUCCUGGUGGUCCUGUGGAGCAGAGAGAGGAGCGGCGGGAGCUUCCGGCCCCGCUGCCCCUCGCGGCUGAACGGCACCUCCUUCCUGACGCGGCCCGCCGGCCGGUGCGACGACACCGCCCCCUUCCUGGUCCUCCUGGUGCCCAGCUCCCCGGAUGAGUUCGAUGCUCGCUCGGUCAUCCGCCAGACCUGGGGGAGCGAGCGGCGGUUUGGCGGGGCCAGGGCAGUCACCUAUUUCCUGUUGGGACACGGGAGGGAUCGGCAGGACUCGAUCCGACGGGAGGCCGCAGAGCACCGGGACAUCAUCCAGGGUGAUUUCUAUGACACGUACGACAAUCUGACCCUCAAGGUGCUGCUGGGCUUGGAGUGGAUUUGCUGUUACUGUCGCUCCACCUCCUACGUGAUGAAGACGGACACUGACAUGUUCGUCAACACCGAUUACCUGCUGGAGCUCCUGUCCCGCGCUCCCCGCAGCAACCUCCUCACCGGUCUCAUUCAUAGAGGCGCCAAGCCAUACCGCGAUAUAAAGAACCGGUGGUACAUCAGCAAGGAGGAGUACCCUGGGGAAACGUACCCGCCUUACUGUGCCGGAAGCGGCUACGUCCUGUCCACUGACUUGGCUUGCCGCGUGUGGAACAUCUCCGGGACGCCGCCCCUGUUCAGACUGGAGGACGUGUACGUGGGGAUGCGCGUCGCGGAGCUGAAGGUGGAGCCGGUGCCCAUCCACACCGAGCGCGUCUUCUCCAGCUACAGGGAGCCGUUCUCCAUCUGCUCCUACCGGCGGCUCGUCACCUCGCACGACGUCUCAAACGACGAGAAGCUGCUCUACUGGAAAGCGCUGCAGGACUCGGUCGGAGAGCGUUGCCCCGGAGACCCCUGA
Hypanus sabinus (Atlantic stingray) is the source of this 1188-nucleotide messenger RNA. RefSeq names its product beta-1,3-galactosyltransferase 5-like. The transcript is spliced from 3 exons. Lineage: Eukaryota; Metazoa; Chordata; Chondrichthyes; Myliobatiformes; Dasyatidae. The coding region runs from base 1 to 1188 and encodes 395 amino acids. The record is from RefSeq and is a predicted model, not a curated record. Gene Ontology annotation, cellular component: membrane. Gene Ontology annotation, molecular function: N-acetyl-beta-D-glucosaminide beta-(1,3)-galactosyltransferase activity.